AAAGAAAUUUCUUACAAGAAAAUUCUUCUUUCAAAAAGCUAAUCCAAUCCCACCUUAAACCUAGUUUACUCAUAUACCGAGACAGGAGGAGCGCUUCGAGGAGAAGAGGAGAGAGAGGUGUUCUGCCUCCGCCUCCGCCACUGUUACUGCCACGAUCUGCCGUCCCGGUCCGUUGGAACCGCCACAGGUUCUGCCACCGCCUCUGUUUCUGCCUCUUCCCCUGCCCCUGCCUUUCCGUGACGCCGUCUCUUCCUGUUUCUGCCUUGCCACGCUGGUGCUGCAUGGUGUGGGUGUUGUUGCGGGCUACGUUGCUGGUGUUGUUCGGCCAGCCACCCCACCGUUUUUGUCCUGCUCCGCCAUUGCCGCUGCAGCUCCGCCACCAUACUGUCUCAGUUCUGCUCUGUCUGCUGGAGCCAUUGGCUUGGACGUGACCGUCUGCUGAAGCUACUGCCGAGGAGCUACUAGCUACCGCCACCGCAACCUCACCUCCAUUUUCUGCAAAUUAAUCACUUUGAGUGUAUGAUGGUAAGGGUGUAACACAGCUGGUGUGACGCAUGACAAACACUCAACAUCUUCCUUCCGCUGCUUUCGCAACCACCCCACCAAUCUCACUGGAUGCUGACUGCACUGGAAAUGGUUCGACAAAGUAUAUAUUCCAAUUUUGUGAGUAUGGUCUGAGCAAUUCUAAAAUGGACUUGCCUAAUUGUGAUAACCAGCUGGAAGUUGCCGUAAGGAAGACAGCUCUGAGAGAUCUACAGAGUGAUAAUAAAAUGACAAAGCCCACCUUUGUAAGCUCCUCAUUGUUGAAGGAUAGAGAUGCUGGUCCUGAUUCUAAUAGUGUUUCUGGCUCCAAGAGACUCUUGCCUGAUUUCCCAGUGAAUCACCUUAUUCAACAAUCUACUGGAAAUAAUGCUGCAAAUGGACAUCUUGUGUAUGUUCGCAGAAAAUCAGAGGCAGAAUUGGGCAAGAGCACUGCUUGCGAAAAUCCAAGUAUUAAUGCUUAUUGUCAGCAUUUGAGCCAGCUUUGUUGUGAACAGGAGACUGCUCAACUAAAGCCUCUGAUAAAGGCACCAAAGGUUUCAUGUUUUCCAGCAUUUGCACCUUUUCCAAUGACUUCUUCAAUGAGCUCAUCCAGAAAGCCUUCGGUUCCUAUUUCUCUUGGGAAAUCUCCCUUGAGGCUACCACCGGUUGAGUCGAAUUAUAUGACAGCUUCUUCUGGCCCUGCCAGUGGUAAUCCAAAGGGAUUGAAAAGUGUGCAUUGGGAGGAGCGAUACCAACAAUUGCAGAUGUUUUUAAGGAAACUAGACCACUCUGACCAAGAAGAAUAUAUCCAAAUGCUUCGAUCACUUUCCUCUGUGGAACUUAGCAGACAUGCUGUAGAGCUGGAGAAGAGAUCAAUUCAGCUAUCACUAGAGGAAGCGAAAGAAUUACAGCGUGCUGCUGUUUUAGAUGUCUGGGGAAAAUCAGUGAAGAAAUUCAAAGAACCUGAAGACACUGCCGAGUGAUCAGAUAAGUUGAAGAUAUCCUCAUGAUCAUCCUAGCAGUUGAGCUCUUAUUAACUUAAUGAAGCUGUAGAAAUUUUAUGACUGAUGCCUUGUGUGCUUGUAUGUUUCAUGAGUUUCUCAAGUAGACUACGAAUUUGUCUCACCACUUUAUUGUGAAAAAAUCAGGAAUUUUGUACGGUAAUGCUUCUUUCUGCUUGCAAUUCAGCAAAAUUGUUUUCAGAAUUUCAGGGAGAAAUGUAAGCCGCUAUGGCAAGAUAGCCGUGUAGAAUUAAGAAAAAGACGCUCUUAUGUAUUUUUUGAGUGAAUCUAUUUUUACUGGGAUAAAAA
Messenger RNA from Arachis ipaensis, 1832 nucleotides. Lineage: Eukaryota; Viridiplantae; Streptophyta; Magnoliopsida; Fabales; Fabaceae. The record is from RefSeq and is a predicted model, not a curated record.